Puma concolor (puma) is the source of this 1353-nucleotide messenger RNA. The record is from RefSeq and is a predicted model, not a curated record. Lineage: Eukaryota; Metazoa; Chordata; Mammalia; Carnivora; Felidae.
CUCCUGAAGUUCAGCCGUGAAACUCGGCUGCCAGGGGAGCCGAAGUCACCCUACGAAGGUGUCUGAGCCAUACUGGACCCCUCCAGGGAGCCACGUGUGCCCAGCUGGGGCACUGCCCCAGCUGAUGCCCCACAGGGGUCCCCCGUCUCAAGAGGGACUCUGGACCCUGCCCUGCCUCCUCAUGGCGCAUGAGCCAGAGCCUGAGACUGAUGGACUGUUAGACCUCAGCUUCCUGACAGAAGAGGAGCAGGAGGCCAUUGCCGACGUCCUGAAGCGAGAUGCCCGCCUUCGCCAGUUGGAGGAGGGCCGGGUCAGCAAGCUCCGGGCCUCGCUGGCAGACCCCGGGCAGCUGAAGAUCCUGACGGGAGACUGGUUCCAGGAAGCGCGCUCACAACGGCACCACCAUGCCCACCUUGGCUCUGACCUUGUCCGAGCCUCUAUCCGCAAAAAGAAGAGCUCCAGGGGAGACCAGGCUCCAGGCAGCGAUAGGGAGGCUGAGGCUGCGGCUGCUGAAGAAGAAACUGAAGAGGAGCUGGAGCCCAGGCUCCCCACGGACGAGGCCCCCCAAGAGAUGCUCAGCAAGGCUGAGGAACCUGAUUCUCCCUCACCAUAUGACCCCCUAAAGACUUCAGAGCAUGAGGAAGAGCCCCAGUACUCCGUCCCGCAGGCCGAGCUCCGGGGCCGCGUGCUGAGCCUAUCCGUGUGGCACCGCGAAAGCCUUGGUCGCAACAUCUUUCUGGGCGAAGUCGAAGUGCCUCUGGACACGUGGGACUGGGGCUCUGCAUCCACCUGGCUCCCCCUGCAGCCCCGGGUCCCGCCCUCUCCCGACGACCUUCCCAGCCGCGGGCUGCUCUCUCUGUCGGUCAAGUACGUCCCCGCCGGCUCCGAGGGCGCGGGACUGCCCCCCAGCGGGGAGCUGCACUUCUGGGUGAAGGAAGCUCAGGGCCUCGUGCCGCAGCGCUCAGGAACCCUGGAUUCCUACGUACAAUGUUCAGUGCUGCCUGAUGACAGCCGGGCCAGCCGCCAAAGGACAAGGGUGGUGCGACGCAGCCUUAGCCCUGUGUUCAACCAUACCAUGGUUUAUGAUGGCUUCGGGCCUGCUGACCUGCGCCAGGCCUGUGCUGAGCUCUCCCUCUGGGACCAUGGGGCCCUGGCCAGCCGCCAGCUGGGGGGUACACGCCUCAGCUUGGGCACAGGCAGCAGCUAUGGGCUGCAGGUGCCCUGGAUGGAUUCCACACCAGAGGAGAAGCAGCUGUGGCAGACACUCCUGGAGCGACCAUGCGAGUGGGUGGAUGGCCUUCUGCCACUCAGAACCAACCUGGUCCCCAGGACAUAGUUCUCCUAUAAGCCACC